Messenger RNA from Ceratina calcarata, 1299 nucleotides. RefSeq names its product lipid droplet biogenesis associated protein seipin (gene Seipin). The coding region runs from base 232 to 1230 and encodes 332 amino acids. The transcript has 4 exons. The record is from RefSeq and is a predicted model, not a curated record. Gene Ontology annotation, cellular component: endoplasmic reticulum membrane. Gene Ontology annotation, biological process: lipid storage; lipid droplet organization. Lineage: Eukaryota; Metazoa; Arthropoda; Insecta; Hymenoptera; Apidae.
AAGAUUCAUAUUUGCCUGUUGCCUAUGUUGUGCUUACUGUAGCAAGAGAAAUAUCAAUUAAAAUGGACAUAACCUGUGUCUGGAUGCGGAGUUGUUUUAAGAGAAAAUUAAUUGAUCGAUAAAUAGUUUAUCUUAUCUUAUGUAUUUGUACAUAAGAGCGCAAUUUAAUUGCGUAGUGUUUGGAUCAUUUGGAUGUAAUCGCCGCUACGUGUAUAAUAAAUUUCAAUUGCGAUGUUAGUUUCGAGGUUACUGGAGCAGAUCAACAAGAAGCUAUUUAAUGUUCAGAACAGGACGAGAAGAAGCGUACAGUCCGUAAAAGAUGUACUAUUCAGCGGCGGGAUUAUUAUUGUUAGUGCAAUCCUGAUCGUUUGGUCAUCUGUAUUUCUUUACACAGCAUUUUAUUAUACGUACGUGCCGAGCAUUUCGUACGUACGGCCAGUACACUUACAAUUCAAAUCAUGUAAUGAACAGAAGGGGAUAUGUAGCUUCCCAUCUGCACACGUACAGUUGACAAACAAACAGCAGUUGUUAAUGGUCGGACAGCCUUACAAAGUUAAUCUGCAUUUAGAAAUGCCCGAAUCACCAGCUAAUAAAGAACUUGGUAUGUUCAUGGUUUGUGCUGAAUUAAGGAGCAGAGAUGGCUUCCUUGUGCAACAUGCAUGUAGAUCUACCAUGCUACAUUAUCGUAGCACAUUGUUACAUACGCUCACGACACUCACGUUCUCUCCUACGAUGGUUUUUAGUAGUACAGAGGAAAAGCAAAAUAUAGUGCUUGAACUAUUCGGGAAUUUUGAGGAAGACCAAAAUCAUCCAGUUACAAUAAUUUACAUUGAAAUACAAUCAAGGCAUAUUGAAUUCUACUCGGCUACUCUUAUGAUAAAUGCACAUUUAUCUGGCCUACGUUAUUUAAUGUUCCAUUGGCCGAUAUUGUCUGCUAUCGUUGGCAUUGGCACAAAUUUGUUUUUCAUAGCACUUGUGUGCAUUCUUUCCUAUCUCCAUUUCCAUACUUAUGAGGACAUCAUCGGAGAUGAUGGGUUUAGUUACGAGGAAGAUAAGAAAGUUGAGAAAGAACAGGAAUACAAAAGAGAAUUGAAUGUAGAAGAGGAAGAAGAUCAGAAAAUUAGUAACGAGCAAACAUCAGAUUCAUCAUUGUCGGAUGAUCCUUUUAUAGUGCCACAUCUUGUCGAGGCUGAAGAAUCCCAUUCAUCAUAUAUCGAGUUACUGAAGUAAUUCCAUUGAGUUACACAUUGUUUAAAUACACAGUUUUAUUAAAGUGACCAAAUCUAAACUUCAAAAAUA